Rhineura floridana is the source of this 2817-nucleotide messenger RNA. RefSeq names its product regulator of G protein signaling 1 (gene RGS1). Bases 68 to 667 code for a protein of 199 amino acids. The record is from RefSeq and is a predicted model, not a curated record. The transcript has 5 exons. NCBI's taxonomy places the organism in Eukaryota, Metazoa, Chordata, Lepidosauria, Squamata, Rhineuridae.
GUAGCAGUCAGUAGGACAGACCUGUUAAGGACUACAACAGUAAACAGAAAGCCCCCCCCCCAAAAAAAUGCCUUGGUUGUUAUUGUGGCACACCAAUUCAAGUGAAAUGAAAGAAAAAGGCCAUGAGGUUGCUGAAGGCAAGGAUCAUAAAAAGAAAAGCAAGGCUUUGGGUAUCGAACUGAAAAACUAUUUGAUGUCUGUUAUACCUCAUGUAGAAUCGGCUGACAUCAAAUAUUCCACCUCCAAAGAUGUAAUGCUUCCAGCAGAAGAAGUUACACAGUGGUCCCAGUCCCUAGAAAAGCUUCUGGCAACCCAGUGUGGUCAAGAAGCUUUCAGAGAAUUUCUGAAAUCUGAGUUCAGUGAUGAAAAUAUUGAGUUUUGGCUGGCUUGCGAGGACUACAAGAAAACCCAAGCUGACUGUUUACAUGGCAAAGCGGAGAAGAUUUACAAGGAGUUUGUUCAGUCAGAUGCUAUAAAGCAAGUCAACAUUGACUUUCACACCAGAAAAGAAACAGCCCAGAAGGCCCAAGAUCCGACCCCUUCAAGCUUUGAUGAGGCCCAGAGACUUGUGUAUGUACUAAUGGAGACAGACUCUUAUCCUCGAUUCCUCAAGUCCAGAUUCUAUCACAACCUGCUAAGUAAGGUUGAGUACAACAAUUUCAAGUGAGGACCCUCCAGAAGAGAAUUAAAGAUGGGGUCUGAAGCUUCUCUGGAGUUGAAAGCUGUUUUAAGUGUGGUUGGACCUCAGUUCACAAAAUGAGACUGUUGGAACAGGGAGUAAGAGGAGAAGCUGGAAAUGUCAAAAACAUGGGGUGGUCUGCUUGAGACACCCCAGGAUGAUGAAGGUGCCUGGGUGAUUUUCUCCAAGACAAAGAGGGUGAAGAGGAGACAGACUUGUCUUGCCUUGCCACUGCUGAACAAAAGACCACUUCCCAUGUUAGAAUUUCUCAGGAAUGGCCUUGUAAAUGACACUUGGCGCAGAUGCAAUCAUACAGAAAGGAUGUGCAUCUCCAUUUAUGCUCUUAGAAAGGGCAAGUUCCCACAAUUCAUAUUAUAUAACAUUCUUAUCACUUGAUUGCUUGCAGCUAAAUGUGUGAUCUGACUCCUUCGAAAGGCAUUGCUGGUGAUGUAUUAUGAGCUAAUGUGAAAAGUCCUUCUCUCAUGGUUUGUGCACACUUAUACAAAUGGUUCAUUGAUGCUCUGUUCAUGGCCUUGUGUGUGAACUAGGCCCAAAGAAACUGACACCCAAAGCUUCAGCAUGUUGCACACCUGAUGAUGUGGUCUGGGCUAUUUAGAACAAGGAAUCAUCAGUAAUCUGAGAACAAACUAAUAUAAAAUACUAGACAGAUUAAUCUCCAUCAAGAAAAUUGGAGCCAAAUCUUAAUCAGGCCUGCACAAAUCAUAAACCACCAAGCUGAACACAGUAUAGCAACCAGCUUCAGGGCUCAACAAUAUUUGGGUUUCUUCCCCAUCAGGGACUGCAAAAACAGACAAAAUACAGGCUAGUAGGCAAUGUUGGAGAGAGCCAGUGUGGUGUAGCAGUUAAGAUGCUGGACUACGACCUGGAAGACCAGGGUUCGAAUCCCCACAUAGCCAUGAAGCUUACUGGGUGACCUUGGGCCAGUCACUGCCUCUCAGCCUCAGAGGGAGGCAAUGGUAACCCCCCUGUGAAUACCGCUUCCAAGAAAACCCUGUUCAUAGGGUCGCCAUAAGUCGGGAUCGACUUGAAGGCAGUCUAUUUCCAUUUCAGGCAAUGUUGGUUGGCCAUAAGUUGAGCAGUCCUGCGUUAAAUACAUCUAUAUUGGCAAUGUUGUUUUUUAUAGAGACUAUACUGAAACUAUUUACCUGUGGUGUAAAGUGCCAGGCAUAUACUGUCUAAACCAUGUGUCAGUGUAACCGUUACUGUAGCACUAAAACAUGGAGUAGCCAGAAUGUAGCCAGCCUCCUCCAGGGCUCUGGGUGAGAAGCUGUUUUGCACCUCCAGAGGGACAAGAGGUGCAGGCAAGGAGCUUCUCUCUUGAAGCUCAGCUGUGGCUGUUUUUCAGUAGUCCAUGAUUUUACUCAUUGACCCUUCCAUGACUGGGUCUCCAAUUCGACUUUCCACCUUUAAAGAAAUGGGGUUCCAACUAGCCCUGCUGCUUUUCACAGGAGAUUAAGAGGAAGUGUAGGUGUGGCCCAUCAGAGUACUGCAUCUGCUAUGCCUCUCAGAUAGUUGGUGCCAUUGAGGGCAGGGCAGGGAAGGUCCACGCAGUCAGGAUUGCUGGGAGGAAGUGAGCUUGUCCGAAUUCUGCUCUGCUUAUGGCAGAGAUGGGAUGAUACACGAAGCUACUGGGUAGAAACAAGAAGUAAAACUGAUAUUUCAAACUGACAAUGGCUUUGAUCUUAAAAUGUGAUUUUAAGGAAGUUCACAGAAGGAACGUUUCCCAUACUCCCUCCCCCAAGGAGUCACUUGCACCCAAAAAGCCGCUACAGUGGAUCAGGGUAGCCUCUGAACAAUGUGGGAUGGCAAAUGGAGAACUGUUGGGUGGGGGGAAUCAGGCAAAAUUGGAAAGAAUUCCAAAACAAUAUGUUUAAGAAUUGCAAAUCCUGACAAAAUCUGCCAUUGCUGCCUCAGAUGUAAACUAUCUGAUCUAUAAUGCAUUAAGAUGUGUGUAGCUUUAUGAAACUGAGUGCACUGUAUGUUUUUCCUUGAAUCCCAAUAUUUUGGAAUCUCAUUUCCUGUGGAUAUAAGCUAGAAUAAAAAUAAUUAUAUUUUAGUAAUUGAUACGUAACAUAUUCAUAUUUAAUUUAUUGUAAAUUAAUGGCAAGUGACCACUC